CAUUUCUUCGUGAAAAUUAAUACUUACUAGUAUAUUAGUAAAACAAGAAUAAUUCAACACCGGUAUAUAAUUUUUCAGUAUUUAAAUCCAAUAAAAAUAUCACUUGAGAAUAGUAUAGAUUAUCAUUGUCAUCUCGAUUACGGCAUGUUUCUUUUAUAAUUAUAUGUUGAACAGUUAGCUGUAUGUGUAUGGACAUUGUCCACGCCUUCAGCCAUAGUAUAAGUCUCCUUCUUUCUUUCUCAAUUUAAAUAACUAUUCGGUAUUUGAAAUUAACUUGCUUGACUAAUUUAGAUUCUUGUUUCAUAGGGCCAUGAAGAGCAGGGCGUUCCCUAUAUGAGGUUACUUCUUUUCCAAGGCUCGAACCCGAUGACUCUAUUCCGAGUCUCCUUUCUUUUUUGACAAUAUUAGUGAUGUCUUUGGUCAUCAUCUCGUACAUGGACAUUUUAUUUUGAAUGGUUUCACAGCAUUUGGGACUUGGAGGAGAUACCCUGUGUCAGCCCAAUCCUUUUGGAGCCCUUUUUUUAUGCCCAAUAAAAAAUUAUAAACACUCCACCAACAUUAGUCUCUUCAAUAUUAAAACUUGGUUGCUUUAACUUCCACUCUUCAGCAUCCAUGUAAUGUAAUCUUUAAUUAGUUGCUCCCCACUAGCCUAUUUCCACUUCCUUUUUGCCAUUCUUCUUGAAAUCUUCUUAUCCACCAGAAGUUGACUUUUAGAUUUUGUCUAUUUUUCCCCUGAUUAUAUAUAGCCUUGUUCAUUAGCUUGAGCUCAAUUACUAUUAGUUGUUGAAGGUGAAAAUGAGCACAAAGGAAAAGAAAGAAAGCGGAUUUAAGAAGUGCAUAAAAGCACCAAUGAGAGUUCUAAUUAAAGCCAGGGACUGCUAUGUUAGGAGCCUGACGGAUUGUUCUGGCAGAAUUGGGUAUGGCAGUGCCAUUGGCUCAUGUCCUGCCGUUACAUAUAUCUCCUCUCUGCCCAGAAGUUUCAGCGUCAAUUCGUCUGUUUCUAGUGGUGAUGAAGAUCUCAGGGAGCUAACGCGAAUUGCUUCAACAAGAAAUCUUGUAAACAAGGUGGAAUUGGAGCCCCUGAGGCAAAAAUCCGUUGUGCCUCGGACUCGUUCUGUUGCCAUUGGAAGAAUUGAUGAAGACGAGCCCUGUGAUUUUGGUGACGAUGUCAUGGCAAGCCCUGUGAUUUUAGUGAAUACAGAUGUUUAUCCCAGAAGUAGAAGUUAUGCUGUUUCAUCCAGAAGGGCGAGGAUGAUUUGAAGAAGAAUCCAAAGAAGAAAAUCUAAAAAUUGGCUGGCUGUUGAGAUAUCAGCUAGUCCUUAAUUAGUAGUGGCUUUGUUUUCACCUUUUUUAUCUUCCUCCGGUUUUUAUAGACUGCUUCCUGGAUUGUAAUUAUUGUUUUCUUCCUAUGUUGUCAUCUACUGUUGCAUACACUUGUUCACUUACUUGGCUGUCAACUCUCCAUGUAAUAUACUCCCGCCAAGUAGUGACCUUUUAGG
Molecule: messenger RNA, 1499 nt
Organism: Lycium ferocissimum
Lineage: Eukaryota; Viridiplantae; Streptophyta; Magnoliopsida; Solanales; Solanaceae
Exons: 1
Coding region: 796-1260 (154 amino acids)
Source: RefSeq, a predicted model, not a curated record